Messenger RNA from Stereum hirsutum FP-91666 SS1, 1158 nucleotides. Its product is annotated as WD-40 repeat-containing protein. Lineage: Eukaryota; Fungi; Basidiomycota; Agaricomycetes; Russulales; Stereaceae. Gene Ontology annotation, molecular function: protein binding. Bases 13 to 1158 code for a protein of 381 amino acids. The record is from RefSeq and is a predicted model, not a curated record. The transcript is spliced from 9 exons.
AACAUUACUACUAUGUCUCAAUCGUCUUUCUUUGACACCCAAUGGUCUGCAGACUCAGUAGAAUUUUGUCCUCACCCAGACGCCACGGACAUUUUUGUAUGCGGUACUUAUCAGCUCCAACAAGAUCCCCGUCCGGAAGUCGAAGAGGCGCAUCCUGCAGACGACGACUUGGCUGAAGAGGAUCCGUAUCCUAUACUCGACAUUGUGGGCAAACCUCAGACUAGACUAGGCAAAUGUCUCGUGUUCGAGACCUCCUACGAGACGGACGAGUUUAAGAAUAUACAGGAAUUCCCACUCCCCGCCAUACUGGACAUGAAAUGGUGUUUCACUACCCAAUCUCGCAGUCCGUUACUCGCUAUAGCAGAUGCAGAAGGUCAAGUUUCGCUGCAUGACUGGGACCUCGAAGCUAGAAGCCUGAAGCAAUCGUCCGUGAUCAAAUGUGCUGAACAGAGCGUGCUCUGUUUAUCGCUGGACUGGUCGAACAGAAGGAACCCAACAGAUACCAUGGGCUCGUUGGUCGUAUCGCUGUCGAAUGGAAAACUCGCCUUGCUUCAACCGAAUCCAGAUACUGGUCUCACUGUCACCGAUACAUGGCACGCUCACGACUACGAGCCUUGGGUCGCAGCUUGGGACUAUUGGCACACCGACACCAUCUAUUCGGGAGGGGAUGAUCUGAAGCUCAAGGUGUGGGAUAUCAGGCAGGGUUUCGAGAAGCCAGCUACGGUCAACAAACGGUUUGAAGCAGGCAUCACCAGUAUACAGAGUCAUCCACAUGUAGAACAUAUCUUCGCAGUCGGGAGCUACGACAACACCGUCCGCCUCUUCGACUCCCGCAAGCUCCUCACCCCGCUCACCCAAGCUGACGUCCACGGCGGUGCCUGGCGCGUCAAAUGGCAUCCUGACCCGAACCGACAACACGACCUCCUCGUCGCCGCCAUGCACUCCGGCUUUAAAGUCCGACAACCGCCUAUCGGGGAGAAGUGGCAGAUCGCGAAGAGUUAUGAUGAGCAUGAGAGUUUGGCGUAUGGGGUUGAUUGGAGCUAUAGGGGAAGCGAAAGUUGGGGGAAGAAUGGGAGCGUGGAUGAAGAGGGCAGAGGAAAUACGUUAAUCGCGAGUUGUUCGUUCUAUGAUCACGCGUUGAGGACGUGGAGGGGUUAG